GGUUCAUCAAUUAUGUCGGAGCUACGUGUCAUUUCUCUCGAUGAGGUCUCAAAGCACAACUGGGAAGAUGCUGAUCAAUCGUGUUGGAUUGUCAUCUCCGGAAAGGUCUACGAUGUGACAAAGUUCUUGAAUGAGCAUCCAGGAGGUGAAGAAGUCAUCACUCAAUUAGCCGGUAAAGAUGCUACAGUUGGAUUCCUCGAUGUUGGGCACUCAAAAGAUGCUAUUGAAAUGGCCAAUGAAUAUCUCAUUGGUCAAUUGCCAGAAUCAGACGUUCCAAAAGUCGAGACAGCGGCUGCGAAACCUUCGAAAAACGAAAAAUCAUCAUCUCUCCUCAAUGAUUUCACCGAAAUUAUGACUUCACCAACAUGGACCAACUUCCUGAUUCCAACUACAAUGGGACUUGUCAUUUAUGCCGUGUACAAGUGCAUGUUCAAUUAAAUUACCUUAGCUCUUAUCCUAUUCUUUUGAUCUUAUGCGCCCACUUUCUUGAAAUGCAUCAAAGAACAUUUGUUUCUAUGGACUUUUAUAUAUGUGAUAAAGAUUUGUUGUC
Molecule: messenger RNA, 550 nt
Organism: Caenorhabditis elegans
Lineage: Eukaryota; Metazoa; Nematoda; Chromadorea; Rhabditida; Rhabditidae
Gene: cytb-5.2
Product: Cytochrome b5 heme-binding domain-containing protein
Exons: 2
Coding region: 13-438 (141 amino acids)
Cellular component (GO): membrane
Molecular function (GO): heme binding
Source: RefSeq, marked reviewed